AUGACGAGACUACGCCCACCAAAUUUAACGAUCCAGUCAAGAUCACACUCAUUCGAGUCCGAGUCGAGCGCGUUUCUCGAUACGUCUUCUGAAUCAAUAUCAGAAUCUCCGCUUGCAUCGGAUGAUGAGCUCUUGCAACUAUCUUCACCUUCUUCCUCGUCCUCGAGCCCCAUAGCCUUAAACAUUCCUGAUGCAGAAGAGUUAUCACGAGACUUGGCGGCACUUGCCCAGCUACGCCAAUCUGUACAGAAAAAUCUUCGUCUUCGACCAAUCCGUUCGUUUAGCAGAUUACCAAAGACUGCCGUUCCAAGCGUUGCCGCUAUUCCAUGGCGCCAAGAUCAACACCACCGCCAGCGGCAAGUUGACUCGGAUUCUUCUUCUCCAAAAAGUGCAAGCAGCACGUAUCUUACCCCCGUUGACAUCCGCUUCCCCAGUCCUCCUGCCUCAUCUCCCCCCGAACCUCCAAGCUGUGCCCGGAAGCCUCAGCAACGCUCCGUGUCUAUGCCAUCACCCCGCGUUCCCACUUCUGCUAUGGAUCCUACUGAAUUACUUAUUCGCCUCGCCUCUCCCACUCGUCCACUCCUCAUCGACACCCGCACUCACGUUGCCUAUGCCGCGACUCACCUUUUAGGAAGUAUUAAUAUCGCCAUGCCGUCCCUAAUUCUUAAGCGCUCAAAACGCACAUUACCGACUUUCGCAUCACUUCGCCAGUUCAUCACCAAUGAUGAAGGAAAAGAAGUUUUCGAUUCCUGGGACAUUGACGGGGAUGUCGUCAUUGUUCAUGGAGAAGAGACUGAUGAACGGGAGAGAGACAAUCCGGGCGUCAUUGCAUGGGCCCUGCUUUCAGUUCUUGCACGGUUCCUGAACCCGGACAAUGUAUGGUAUCUUCGCGGAGGAAUUGUAGGUGCUCAACUUCAUGCGCGACUCCGAAAGUACAUCAUCAAUGCUCCCCAUUCUCCUCCUUCUCCCUCUCAAGCCUCUUUGCAACUGCCAAAACCACCCAAGAGUGCAAAGGGAAGGGCAUUCCUUCAACUCGACACCCACAGCGCUGCUGGGCUCAGUAGCAGUGUGCAGAUCGAGCAGGAGGAUCAAGACCAUGGGGGUGAAAUGGAAAGACCGGGACACUCACCAUUACCAAUUAUGCCUGGGCUCUCACUCAGUCUUGAUAGCCCUAUAGAUUCUGACCCUCCGCCCUCCAAACUUGCCUUUCGCCGUCCACCUCCCCCACGGAGAUCAAAUACUCUUAACGUUGACAGUGCCAAGACAAACGGAAUCACGCGCAGCUCAACACUCCCUAUUACACCUUCGCAACAGGUUGUGUUCCUUCACCCUCCACCCGCAUCCCCGUCGCAUCUCACGCUUCUUCAUUCCAAUCACACACCUCCAGCGAGCGCAUUUAACUCGAGCUUUAAUUUCAAUCUCACCAAUGGUAGUUGCCUUGGGAAUGCGGGUCCAUAUCCACAAAUGCCCAUGACACCAUCUACUGCCAAGCCGACGCCCACAACAUCCACACCCAGUGGCACUUCCUCCGAUGCUGAAAACGAGCGCGAAGAGUUUGUCAUCUCUACGAUCCUCCCUAACUUCCUCUUCCUCGGCCCUGAACUCAUUUCACCUUCACAUGUCUCCGAAUUACAAUCCCUAGGUGUGAAGCGAAUCAUUAACAUUGCGGCUGAAUGCACAGACGAUCGCGGGCUAAUGCUCCGGGAACGGUUCGAGCGGUAUGUGCAUAUUCCAAUGAGGGAUUGUGUUGAGGAGGAAGGAGUACGCAAGGGGCUGAGUGAGGCCUGUAAUGUGCUUGACGAGGCCGCUCUCUACAACGCACCCACAUAUGUGCACUGUAAAGCCGGUAAAUCACGUAGUGUCACCGCAGUGAUGGCAUACCUUAUCCACAGCCACCACUGGCCGCUGGCACGCGCAUACCAGUUCGUGCUAGAGCGCCGCAAAGGUAUCAGCCCGAAUAUCGGGUUUGUAAGCGAACUCAUGGCAUUUGAGGAGGCAGAGCUCGGGCGUAUGACGAAGCCUAAGCCAUCUACUGCAGUGAGUGAAAGUAAUGUUGGGGACGUUGGUGUUGGCACAGGCAGGCGACCAGCGCAUGUCAGAGAGAGCUUACCUCCAAUGCCUUCAUGGGACCGCGAGGAGGAAGAAACAACAGAGGAAACGGGCCAAGAUAUGGAGAUAAGGGACCGGGAGGGACGGUAUCGACAUGCCAGGCGGGCUCCCGUGGAUGAGAACACUUUGCAGCCAAUGAGACGAGUGAGCAAGGCAGGUCUCGAGAGUGCUGGAUCGAUACAUGGCGAUGAUAGGGACGAAACGUGAUGCCACAUGAGAACUAGGUCAUACCCUGCUGUUUUGGUGCAUUGUCAAUGGACCAUUCUCUGAUCUCUCUAUAUACUCAACGAAUUACCUUAAACCCAAUGACUUGACUUACUUCAACAAUCGACUUGGAAAUUGUAACGUCGCUGUUGCCUUCAGUUUGAC
Molecule: messenger RNA, 2478 nt
Organism: Suillus fuscotomentosus
Lineage: Eukaryota; Fungi; Basidiomycota; Agaricomycetes; Boletales; Suillaceae
Exons: 3
Coding region: 1-2316 (771 amino acids)
Biological process (GO): protein dephosphorylation; negative regulation of MAPK cascade
Cellular component (GO): cytoplasm
Molecular function (GO): protein tyrosine/threonine phosphatase activity; MAP kinase tyrosine/serine/threonine phosphatase activity
Source: RefSeq, a predicted model, not a curated record